AUGUCUCAAGAUAUAAUACUAACAGGUAAUUUAGAUAUGCUGCACAGCUUAUAUGACUUCAAAGCAACUUAUGCCAAAACUUUAAGCUUUAAAAGCAACGAAUACUUUUUAUUACACCAGACAAACACAAAACAUAAGAAUUGGUGGGAGGUCAUCAAUGAAAAAGGUGAUAUGGGCUACAUUCCUUCCAAUUAUGUUGAAACAGUCACAGUGAAUCCUUCCUUCUAUAUCCAAUUCCUAGAUAGCUGCUUGGAGCACUUGAGGAAAGAUAAUCCAUCAGAAUGUACAAUUGGAGACAAAAAUGAAGUUAUAUUAAGAUUGAAGGAGUUGAAGAGACAAACAGAGCAGCUUCCAGAGGUAUCUAGGAACUCACUUGGAGUUGACAGUGAUGAUAUGCCACCAUUAUUGUUCAAAAACUCGGAUGGCAAGUUAGAAACUAUCAGAACCAUAUCUACUACUAGCAGUUAUUCUUCCAAUUUAUCAGAACUAAGGCAGUCUUCCAAAUCUAUUGUAGAUGACUCAGUACACAAAGACACACCUACCAUACAGAAACAAGAAUCAAAACCUGAAAUUUAUAAUGGUAGAAGGAAAUCUGAGUCUAACACUACCAUUUCCACAAACAGUAAUAUUUCUCCAGCUAUAUCACAUCAGUCUGUAUAUGAUUUGGUAGAAAAUGUUAGGAUCAAUACCCAGCUAUCCCAUGAAAUGUCACGUAUAGCAUUAGUCACAGUUGUUCAAGGACUCCAUGAGUUAUUGCCAGCAUCAGUGUUUCCCUAUUUGAGUACAAUUUUGUCUCAUUCUCAAACAUCAUUGGUUGAUGAUGUGCAAAUUGACCAAACUCAUGAUGCUAGUCGCCUAAAGAUUAUAUUUAAUGAACUGACUUCUUGUAAAGAAGAUUCUCAGCAACGUAGCUGGAUGUUACAUGAAGAUGAAGAUGUCAUCAAGGAAUAUAUUGUUGAACUCAUUUCUAUUUUGUCAAAUGCUGAUGCUGGUAUAUCGAGACACGUAAUAUCUUCUGACCAAUACCAUGUGAUCACCGUCCUCAUUCAGUAUUACCAGAUGGAAGUUAGAUGGUCCAUCAGGCAGCUGCUUCUGCAGGCUUUCGGAGUGCUCUGCAGCCUGGACAAAACUGUCAUCAACAUCAUGUUGAACUCAGUUCUGCCUGGAGAAUUGGCGAGAGAUAUAAUGUCGAAUCCUAGGAACAUUCCGAAACUGAACUACUCUUCUUUGCUUUUGACGAUGGUUUUCUCUAUGGGCGAACCAAUGCCUGUCACACAUUAUGAUUUACUAGGAAAGAGAUUUUUGGCAUUCAUAUUAGACAAUAUCGAAUAUCCCCCUGAUACCGACUUGGACGAACAAAUACCAGACUUGUUCCUGAAUUUGGUGAUUUCGUUCAACCUGCAAUUUUCCGAAGAAAUUGAAAAUCCAGUCUUGGCUGCUUUGGAAGAUAGGGAUGUUGCUAAAAGUUUCACGGAGAAAAUAUUACUGCUCAUCAAUAGAGAAGAGGAUCCUGUGAGGAUCUUUGACCAUGAACCUGCCCCACCACAUUCCCUUUUGAAAUUGUUUAUUGAUCUCUUCAGUCGACGAUCGACUGCUGAUUUAUUUUACACCAAUGACGUCAAAGUAUUGAUUGAUAUUGUAGUGAGGAAUAUUUCGGACUUAUCACCCGGAGAUACGAGGAGACGACAGUACCUUGAACUAUGUAGAAGGGUCAUGAGAAACACAAACUAUGAAGAACAUAGACACAAAAUCGACGAUAUAUUGAAAUGUUUCACUCGAAUUUUUUGCGAAGAGAACGAUCUGAGUAAAUUUGACCAGAAACUAGUCAGGGAGAUAUCCAACGAAUUUCCACAUAUGUUCAAAUAA
Messenger RNA from Phaedon cochleariae (mustard beetle), 1866 nucleotides. The record is from the annotation of a GenBank genome assembly. Lineage: Eukaryota; Metazoa; Arthropoda; Insecta; Coleoptera; Chrysomelidae.